This is a messenger RNA of Hymenoscyphus albidus, 2002 nucleotides long. NCBI's taxonomy places the organism in Eukaryota, Fungi, Ascomycota, Leotiomycetes, Helotiales, Helotiaceae. The record is from the annotation of a GenBank genome assembly.
AUGUACGAAAUAGGUAACAUCUACGUCAUCGCCGCCGUCGCUGUUGUGGGCGGGGCGCUUUUUGGUUUCGAUAUUUCUUCCAUGUCAGCCAUUAUAUCUACGGAAGCCUAUCUCUGCUACUACAACCAAGGACCUCUAUACCUUGCGACCGAUGGCAAGUGUUCUGGUCCAUCAACCGAUGUACAAGGUAUUUCCACCACUCGUUGCAUCAACUUCACGAGAAGCAGAAAUUGACUCUUGACUCAACAGGCGGGAUCACUGCUGUCAUGCCCGGUGGCUCAUGGCUUGGUUCUCUUUGCUCUGGUUAUAUCUCCGAUAAGCUAGGCCGCAAGAGAGCAAUCCAAAUUGGCUCGGUAAUUUGGUGCAUUGGAUCAAGUACCUAUAACUGCCGGAAAGCUGGAGUUUUGCCUAAUAUUAUCAUCAGUAAUCGUCUGCGCCUCGACCAGUAUUGGUAUGUUGAUUGGUGGCCGACUGAUCAACGGCUUGUCAGUUGGUAUUUGCUCUGCUCAAGUGCCAGUUUACAUUACGGAAAUUGCCCCACCGUCUAAGCGAGGACGUCUUGUAGGUUGUCAACAAUGGUAUGCACUCUUUCUUACCAAAGCGAUCCCUCUUACUCUCAGGCUAGACCGCUGAUUGAAAUUUAGGGCCAUUACUUGGGGAAUCUUGAUCAUGUUCUAUAUCUCCUACGGAUGUUCCUUCAUCGAUGGCACGGCUGCUUUCCGAGUGCCAUGGGUAUUGCAAAUGCUGCCAGCAAUCUUCCUCUUCUGCGCCAUGCUUUUCCUUCCCGAGUCCCCUCGCUGGCUUGCUCGUCAAGGUCGCUGGGAUGAAGCUCAGCACAUUCUUGCGAUCACACACGCCAAUGGUGAUCAUGAUUCUCCAUUCGUCCAUAAAGAGCUGUCGGAAAUUCGGGAAGUGGUUGAAUUUGAACAAGCCAAUGCUGAUGUAACAUAUUGGGAACUCUUUAAGCCCAAGAUGCUAAAUCGCACCCACAUUGGUAUCUUUACGCAGAUCUGGAGUCAGCUUACCGGCAUGAACGUGAUGAUGUGUAUGUAGCAUCCCCAUUUCUCUUGAAAGAAUUCUCGAGAUUCGGUACACUUUAUUAACUUCGCACAGAUUAUAUCACGUACGUCUUUACUAUGGCUGGUCUAGGUGAUUCGGUCCUCCUUCCAAGGUAGGAAUAUCAUCUCCUAACAAACACCUUUCUUACUAACCAUGCUAUAGCUCGAUCACAUACAUAAUCAACGUGAUUAUGACAAUCCCAGCUCUCAUUUACGUAGACAGAUGGGGACUUCGACCAACACUACUCAUCGGAGCCAUCCUCAUGAUGAUCUUCAUGUUCGCCAACGGCGGUCUCUUCGCCCAAUACGGCACAACACCACUGCCCAACAAAUUCCCCAGCGCCGCAGAAUCCAUCGCUGUCUCGGGCCCCCCCGCCAAAGCCAUCAUCGCCUGCACGUAUCUCUUCGUAACCAGCUACGCCCCAACCUGGGGUCCCGUUUCAUGGAUCUAUCCUUCAGAACUAUACCCCCUCCGCGUACGAGGGAAACUCGUCGCGCUAACCACCUCCGCAAAGUGGGCGUUCAACUUCGCACUCGCGUACUUCGUCCCUCCUGCUUUUGAGAACAUUAGAUGGCAGGUGUAUAUCGUCUUCAGAGUCUUCUGCGCAGCCAUGUUUAUCCAUGUCCUUUUCCUCUUCCCCGAGACCAGUCAGAAGCCUCUGGAGGUCAGUGAGGAUAUCUUUGAUGAUACGACGCCUGGGAGUAUCAAGGGGCUUGGUACGCCGGCUUGGAAGACUCGUGUUGGGAAUGCGGGGAGAGGCGAAGAUGAGGAGAAUGCGGCUGGGGCUGAGAGUGUCUCUUCAGAGAAGGAGGCCAAAUGUGAGAGCGAGGACCCCAAGUUUGAAAAUGGACGGGGUAGGGUCAUGGUUGGUGAGAAGAGGAGGAUGCGAAUUUGGAUUUCUGAGUUGUGGAAGUUGUUCUCUUGUGGAGUCGAGCGCGUUUGA